Messenger RNA from Meleagris gallopavo (turkey), 609 nucleotides. RefSeq names its product methyltransferase 21A, HSPA lysine (gene METTL21A). Lineage: Eukaryota; Metazoa; Chordata; Aves; Galliformes; Phasianidae. Gene Ontology annotation, cellular component: cytosol; protein-containing complex. The record is from RefSeq and is a predicted model, not a curated record.
GUGAAGAGACAGCCGUGCACAAACAAGGCAGUGGGAGCACGGGCACCACACCCCCGCUGGCUGUCGUCCUGUCUGCUUAUCUGGAGAUGGGAGGCAUCGAUCUCAGGGAUCGGUCGGUGAUUGAGUUGGGAGCUGGAACUGGAUUGCUGGGAAUAGUGGCCACGCUGUUGGGUGCUCGUGUUACCAUCACAGACAGGGAGCCAGCACUGGAAUUCCUGGAGUUGAACGUAUGGGCUAACUUACCUUCUGAACUACACCCAAGGGCUGUGGUGAAGGAACUAACUUGGGGAAAAGACCUAGGCAACUUCCCUCCAGGAGCAUUUGACUUCAUCCUGGGGGCAGACAUCAUUUAUCUCGAAGAAACUUUUGCGGAACUGCUUCAGACAUUGGAGUAUCUGUGCUCAGAGCAAACUGUGAUUCUUCUUUCCUGCCGUAUCCGCUAUGAACGGGAUAACAACUUCUUGAAGAUGCUGAAAGGCCGUUUCUCUGUAAAUGAGGUCCACUAUGAUUACAGUAAGGAUGUUCAUAUUUACAAAGCACAGAGGCACAGUCACAAAGAUGACUUUUGACUGUAUACUUUGUUAAUAAAUUCCUGAUCCUUUUCAAACC